AUGAAUAAUAAAGAAGAACGUGACUUUUCUAUUGCUGAUACUAUAGAAACAAUAGUUAAUGCAGGUAUUACUGAUUUAAUAAGUGAUAAUAUGCAAGAAUCAGUCCUUUUUAACGAAGUACAAUACCCACCUGAUGAUAAUCAAGUAAUCCUUUAUAAAGAGAAUGAAUUAGCGUCCUUAUUCUCUAGAAAAAAAUUUACUUCAUGGGAGGCAUGUGAAACCUUUAUUAACAAAUGGGCUAAAGUACAAGGUUUUCAUAUAGUUAAAGAUCGGGUUGUUCGAGAGAAUGGAAUUAAUAAUCCCGAAGCUCUUAUAACCAUUAACAAAUUUGCAGAUAAUCAUAAUCACACUUUAAAUCGUAGUAUAAUUGAAUUUGAAGAUGCAAAAAAAUUUACUGACCCAAUGAUGGAAGAUAUAAGGUUCAUGACUAUGGAUUGUAAAUUUGGUGCAACAACGCAAAGAAAAUUCCUUGAAGGAAUAUAUCCUUCACACCUGAUUCAUUCCAAAGAUCUUUAUGCCGCAAUACAAAAAUUUCAUCCUACCAGCAAAUCUUUAUCAAAUGAUGCAACUAAAAUUUCUAACUGGCUUGAUCAACAAAAGGAAAUGGAUUCACGAGGCAAGAUAGCUAGUUCUCGUGUAGAAUCUGUGAAUGCAUGUUUAAAACGUUUGUUACACAAUUCAAAUGUUUCAUUGUGCGAUCUUGCAAAGGAAAUUCAUAGAUUGCUUGAUAUCCAAGAUAAAGAAAAUGAAUAUAGAUUUUGGCAACUGGCAAUUCCAUCAAUUAAAAAUCAACAAAAGACAAAUUUUUUGUUCGCAAAAAUUGAUCAAUCAACUUUACUUGAAAAUACUGAAAAUGCCGAAAUAGAAGAUGAAGAAAACCAAUCUAUGCCUUCAGACGAAAUAACAAUUGAUAUUACGCAAGCAACAUUAAGACAAUUAAUUAAAUUUGUUGGAAUUCACAAUAUUAAAGAAAUAUGGGCAGAUAGUGUUGGAAAUUCAUUAAAAGUCAAGCAUUAUGUCAUUUUAUUACAAAAUUAUGGACAUAUAUAUUCUUGUCUUUCAAUUACUUAUUCCUUCACGAUGGUAUUGUACAAAAGAAAAUGGCUCAAAAAGCCAUUUUUAACAGCCGAUAAGUUUAUGCAGGAGAAGCCAAAUAUUACAUAUGAUUGUCAUACAGUACCAUACGUGAGCUUAUUUAAUCAAGACAACAAAGAUUUUCGUGAAGAAAGACUAACAAUUUUUGAACAGAAAAUUGUUUAUGGGAAAUUGCAUGGCACAAAUAAGAAAGCUCUUUCAAAGGCAUUGCAAACAAAUUCCAAAUCACAACAACUUAUCAACUUGCUUCAAGAAUUUAUUGAAAAUGAAGAUACUGACGAGGAUAUAGAUGAUGAACAUUCAGAUUUAGAGGAUGAAAUCAACAAGAAAAUGAUACUAGUGAUAAGGAGAAUGACCCAUCGGUACCAUUAUUGCAAAAUCAAAAAAACGACGUGGUAA
Molecule: messenger RNA, 1494 nt
Organism: Funneliformis mosseae
Lineage: Eukaryota; Fungi; Glomeromycota; Glomeromycetes; Glomerales; Glomeraceae
Source: the annotation of a GenBank genome assembly